Messenger RNA from Styela clava, 3032 nucleotides. RefSeq names its product testin-like. Lineage: Eukaryota; Metazoa; Chordata; Ascidiacea; Stolidobranchia; Styelidae. The record is from RefSeq and is a predicted model, not a curated record. Gene Ontology annotation, molecular function: zinc ion binding.
ACAUUUUUCAGAAUAGCAAAAAUAUUUUCAUCCAAUUGUGGUGACAAUAAUAGCUUUAGUACAUACUUGAGCGAGUGGAUAGUACCACAUCAAGUGCCCGCAUCAUAGGGCCUAAAUUUGGAAUAUUUCCCGCAUAAAGAAGGUACGAAGGUACACUGCACGGACCUCGCCCGAAAAAGUAAAGUAAAAAACCCGCAAAAUGACAGAGAUUGAAGUCGUAUCCGGAAUAACGGAGAAAGUGUUGACGCACGAAGUUGGAGCGGGAGCGCCGUGUCUAAAAUGCGGAAAUAAAUGCCCGGGAUUGGACUUGCAUUUCUGGAGAAAAAUUUGUCGUAAUUGUAAAUGCAAGCAAGAAGAUCAUGCAGUCCAAGAAGAAGUUUCAAGCAGAGGAAUCGAAAAUAUCGGAAAAUUAUUGAUGCAUGAUCAAGGCCUAAGCACAGAAACAAAUACGGUUCCAGUCAAGAGAGAAUCACCCACAAAACCUAAAUAUUCGUCUCCAGAUAAAUCCAAAACACCAGUCAAUGGUCAUUUUACGGUUACAAACAAUUAUUCAGACCCCGCUCCGCCCCCUCCAGUACGAAAUGUUGAGACAAUAGGAACAAUGAGCCAACAACCACUCAAAGUAACAGUGGACAUUGGGGGGAAGCAGCAUCAGCUCGAUUUCGGUGGGGCUACUCUUGAUCCAUCGUUUCCCGCUCCUCCUCCACCUCAAAACAAUACGAGUGAAGCCCCUCCUAUGCCUCCACCACCAGCUGAACUUGCAAGCCCAGAUUUACCACCUCCACCACCGGACAUGCAGUCAUAUGCACAGAGUACAUCACCCCCGGUUCCUCCAAUGCCGCAAGAAUAUGACAUAAAAGUACAGGAACCAACAAGACAAACAUACACAUCUUCAGUGUCAGUAACAACCACAACACAAAAAGAGAUUCCUCCUCCAGUUCCUCCUACUGAUCGAAGAGAUUCAUCUUCAUCUUCUUCAUCCUCUGAUGGCGAGAAAAGUGGUGGAAUUACAUACGAAUGGCAACCACCAGUAAAAGAUUCGAAACUGGCGAAACAAUUUAUAGAAUCUUUGCCCAAAGAGAAACAGCCAAUUAAAGGAACGGAAGGAGGACAAUACAGACGUAAGCAAUUGAUGAGGCAACUUCCUCCUCACGAUCAAGAACCAAGUGCUUGUCAUGAUCUCACCUCUCAAGAGAAACAAGAAAUGGAUGUGUUUGUAACGCAAUACAGGGAAAAGGCAUUGGGAGUUGGUAAUGUGGAUGGAUCUGGAAAAAUAAAGAGUUGUACCCAUUGUAAUCAAGGAAUAAAGGUAGGAGACGUCAUGGUAUUAGCCGAAAGAGCGGGGCCGAAUAAAGUAUGGCAUCCACAAUGCUUUGUGUGUUCUGAAUGCAAAGAACUUCUAGUCGAUCUGAUUUAUUUUUAUCAAGAAGACAAAAUAUACUGCGGAAGACAUUAUUGCGAACUUCAUAAACCGAGAUGCGCUGCUUGUGAUGAGUUGAUAUUUGCACCCGAGUACACCCAAGCUGAAGAUUGUUAUUGGCAUCUCAAGCAUUUCUGUUGUUGGCAAUGUGAUCAGCCAUUAGGUGGAAAGAAUUACGUUCCCCAUGACAACCAACCAGUUUGCAUUCCAUGCUAUGAAAAAGAAUUUGCCCAUAGAUGUGCUACAUGCAAAAAUGUGAUUGCUCCAAAUAUCGAAUGGGUGACAUUCCAAGAACAUCAUUGGCACGCGUUACCGGAAUGUUUUAGAUGCUCAAAUUGCAGUCAAUCCCUUGUAGGCAAACCUUGCAUUCCGAAAGGAGAUAUGGUAUUCUGCUCCAGCAAGUGCAAGAAAGAGAAACUUCCUCCACAGUAAAUCGAUCGAUCUUUUUAUCCCAUCGAACUUUUUGAUGGAUGGAAGAUAUUUCAUGAACAACUGUACAAAACCAAGUUUAUAUAGUUAUCUCAAGAUUAUGCUUGGACACGAGUGAACAGAACAUAAAAUAAAUGUUUAGCAAUGAUAAACAAGCAGCAUCUUUGCGAAAAAUUUCAAAUUGCAAGCGUUUUGAAUAACGCACACAUACCAGUUAAUUGCAUAUAUUUUAAACAGUUCUUGCGAUCUGACCCACAGAGGAGAAAUUUUGUCGAAUGUUUUUAUAUAAUUUUUUUGUAUUAUUAUAUUCUAUUAUAUAUCACUUGGUGAUGCAACUAGGAUGCACUGCAGCACUGCCAUAGCUCUCUAUUUCAUCACGAACGACAUUCAAUUUUUCAAAAAAGUCCGGCGCAUGCAUAAAGUAACCUGUGAUCUAUUUCACAAACAUUCAUAGAGAAUCGCUUUUAAACCAUUCCAAUGUGUUGAAUAAGAAAGUAUUUUGUCCAUAAACAAGAUCGAUCGUCUCAGCAAAUUUGAUAGUUUUUCAACAGAAAAUAAUUUGAAGCAUCGCAGUAGGAAUUUGUUAAGAAUAUAUUAACACAACAAGAAUCGAGGGAAUUUGUGGUAAAAACCGCUUUCUCACCAACUAUUGGACUAAUCAAUUUAAAAUCUUAAGUAUUUAAAGAAGGAAGGUUACUCAGUUUAAAUCAUUUCAAUUUUUUCUGGUCUAUGGGGCUUUUGUUUACCCCCUGUUUUUCUGAUUUUCACAAUUUAGUUUUCCGACUAGCGAUUCUGUCUAUCGAUUGCUCACGGAACAAGUAUGUUGAUAUCGACAUUGAACAUUCGUGGCCAUAUAUUUGCGCAUUGCUAUAGCUGCACACAGUAAUCAAUUGGAGAUUUAUAUAAUUAUUAUUAAACAAUGUUUUAUCGUUGAUGGCUGCAUUUUGCGAUUUGAUUCGAUCUUAUAUUUUAAAAAGAAUAUACAAUUUCAUUAUGUCUAUGCUUUUAUGUUGAAAACAAUUCAAAUUUUUCAAAAGGCUUAUUAUAAUCAACAUUCCUUUUUUAGUAGUUUGUUGCCAUUGUAAAUUACAUAAUAAAUGCUGACGUAUUAUUUUAUUACUUGAAUCAAUUCCGAAGCCAUUUUUGGGGUUCAUAUUCACUAAUAAAAGAUAUUUGUUCUUAU